Eptesicus fuscus (big brown bat) is the source of this 2204-nucleotide messenger RNA. RefSeq names its product PDZ and LIM domain 3 (gene PDLIM3). The transcript is spliced from 8 exons. Gene Ontology annotation, cellular component: Z disc; adherens junction; filamentous actin. The record is from RefSeq and is a predicted model, not a curated record. Gene Ontology annotation, molecular function: muscle alpha-actinin binding; actin binding. Lineage: Eukaryota; Metazoa; Chordata; Mammalia; Chiroptera; Vespertilionidae. Gene Ontology annotation, biological process: muscle structure development; heart development; actin cytoskeleton organization. The coding region runs from base 222 to 1430 and encodes 402 amino acids.
CCCCCGGGCCUGGCGUCUCUUUCUUCCAAAGUUGGAGCUCUCCUUGGUGGGAGGGGGCCGGUGACGUCACUCGGGAGCAGGGAUAAAGCUCCCGGGCCCCAGUCCCAGCGAGGACGCUGCCCAGGGCGCACAGAGGGCUGUCCGGCUCGGGGACUCUCGCCGUGUGCAGGGCCACCCCCUCGCUGCGCCCUGACCCGAGGAAGGAGACACCAGAAGGCACCAUGCCCCAGAACGUGGUCCUCCCUGGGCCUGCGCCCUGGGGCUUCCGGCUCUCAGGGGGCAUCGACUUCAACCAGCCUCUGAUCAUCACCAGGAUCACUCCCGGGAGCAAGGCCGCAGCUGCCAACCUGUGCCCUGGGGAUGUCAUCCUGGCGAUUGACGGCUUCGGCACGGAGUCCAUGACUCACGCUGAUGCUCAGGACAGGAUUAAAGCGGCGGCACACCAGCUGUGUCUCAAGAUUGACAGGGCGGAAACUCGCUUAUGGUCUCCACAGGUAACUGAAGAUGGGAAGGCUCAUCCUUUCAAAAUCAACUUAGAAUCAGAACCACAGGAGUUCAAACCCAUUGGUACCUCGCACAACAGAAGGGCCCAGCCUUUUGUUGCAGCAGCAAACAUUGAUGACAAAAGACAGGUAGUGAGCGCAUCCUAUAACUCACCCAUUGGGCUCUAUUCAACUAGCAAUAUCCAAGAUGCGCUCCACGGACAGCUGCGGGGUCUCAUUCCUAGUUCACCUCAAAAUGGAUGCAGUACUCCGUCCGGUGUUGACGGUAGCAGUGGACGUAGCACCCCUUCUUCCAUCAGCACUGUUAGUACUAUUUGCCCAGGUGACUUGAAAGUUGCUGCUAAGAUGGCCCCUAACAUUCCUUUGGAAAUGGAACUUCCCGGUGUGAAGAUUGUACAUGCUCAGUUUAACACUCCCAUGCAGUUGUACUCAGAUGACAAUAUUAUGGAAACUCUGCAGGGUCAGGUUUCCACAGCGCUAGGGGAAGCACCCUCGAUGAGUGAACCCACAGCCUCGGUGCCCCCCCAGUCGGACGUGUACCGGAUGCUCCACGACAAUCGGGAGGAGCCCUCCCAGCCCCGCCAGUCGGGCUCCUUCAGGGUGCUCCAGGAGCUGGUGAACGAUGAUGACCGUCCCUCCGGCACGCGGAGCGUGAGAGCUCCGGUUACGAAAGCCCACGGCGGCGCGGGCGGCGCGCAGAGGAUGCCGCUCUGUGACAAGUGCGGGAGUGGCAUUGUCGGGGCCGUGGUGAAGGCGCGGGACAAGUACCGGCACCCCGAGUGCUUCGUGUGUGCCGACUGCAGCCUCAACCUCAAGCAGAAGGGCUACUUCUUCGUGGAGGGGGAGCUGUACUGCGAAACCCACGCCCGCGCCCGCACGAGGCCCCCCGAGGGCUACGACAUGGUCACGCUGUAUCCCAAGGCCUAAGCCCUCCGCAGGCCGAGCAGCACGCACACGCAGUUACACGGGACAACGGUCAUGACUUUGGGCAGAAGUCGAGCAAACUGUUGAGUCCAAAACUAACACCCCAAGCUUUCCAUGUUCAUGCUGCAGCGUGCCGAGGCGAGGGCCGGGCGGCCGGCCGGCUGCAGCGCAGACACGCCUUCCGCUGUGUUUGCAGCUCUUUCUCGCUUUGGGGUCAGCAAUAACUUCAGGAAAGGCACACUGAGCUUUUUCUUUUUUUUGUAUGUCAAACUCCACAAUUUACAUUUAUAUUGUGACCAUCGAACACGUAAACAUCAAGCUACUGGGGGGGAGGCUAAUUGUCUUUCCUUACCGAGCCGGCGUUGCGGUGCAGUAAGUACCGAACGAUAGCCUUGUAUUCUAACGCAGCCCGCCGCUGUCUGUUACCUGCUUCAGCCGUGAAAGUGCACGUCGGGGAAAGCCCUGGGUUUCUCUAGUGUCCUCUGCAGCCAUCACACCACUGGACGCGCGUACGUACGUAAGAACCACGUGCAACAUCGGGCGUGUGUCUAGUGAGGUGGCGCUCCACGGAUGCAGCGGACAUCAACAUUCCCGCGAGGGGGCCCGCUCCUAUGUGCCACUCGGCUACGUUAAGAAAACGUGGCUUCUUUGGAAUUUAUUACUCACUUGCUCUUCCUUAGGAGCCCCCGGUUUCCGCUGGCAGGAGAGGCUUUGAUGUUUGCUAGUUACAGGGGAUGCCGUCACUUUCAGAUUAAACCAGUUUCUUUGGCUUUGAAA